AUGGCAGAAAAAACUACCUCAACUGAUAUCUCGUACUCAUUGGAGACCCGUCCAAUCAUUCACAUAUCUCCAGAAAGCAACUUUUUGGAAAGUUUUGCUCUUCCAUUUUCUACUUAUCUUCUAGUCAUGUCACCAACACAACAGAGUACAGAAGAAUCAAGCAACUAUAAUUACCCGGUCUGUCCGGACAAAGUUGCUGUGUUACUCCCAUGUGUUUUUUGGACCAAAAUAAGAGAAAAACCUGCUAACAACCAAAUUUUAUAUCGAUAUACGAUCAUGAUUGGCAUCACUAUGUACCUACUGGCGAGGCCUACCCUAUGGUACUAUUUUCAUUGUAGUUACAUCACAAAGAAUGUAGUUUUCUCUGUAUUUGUUCUCUAUGAUCCUCGCCACCACGGGCGUCCUUUUUGCCACCUGUCCCAAUUUUCAUCUCCCUUUUUGUAUUACCCUCUCUAA
Messenger RNA from Kluyveromyces lactis, 456 nucleotides. RefSeq lists its product as uncharacterized. The record is from RefSeq and is a predicted model, not a curated record. The transcript has a single exon. The coding region runs from base 1 to 456 and encodes 151 amino acids. Lineage: Eukaryota; Fungi; Ascomycota; Saccharomycetes; Saccharomycetales; Saccharomycetaceae.